Cannabis sativa is the source of this 1359-nucleotide messenger RNA. RefSeq lists its product as uncharacterized. The record is from RefSeq and is a predicted model, not a curated record. NCBI's taxonomy places the organism in Eukaryota, Viridiplantae, Streptophyta, Magnoliopsida, Rosales, Cannabaceae. The transcript has a single exon. Bases 1 to 1359 code for a protein of 452 amino acids.
AUGUCUCGGGUAAUGAAGGAGAUAGGAUGCAAGCAAGAUUUCUCAUUUCAUGAAAGAUGUGCUUCGCUGAAACUUAACCACCUCAGUUUCGCCGAUGAUGUCCUUUUAUUUUGUAAUGGAGACUAUAAAAGCAUUAUCUUAAUGCUUCAAGGGCUUCAACUCUUCACCAACACAUCCGGCUUGACCCCAAACAAGUUAAAAUCUUCCAUAUAUUGCAGCAACAUGGCAGACAUAGAAGUUAAAAGGGUGAUUGAUGCCUCUGGUUUCUCCCAACAGAAGCUUCCUUUCAAAAGGAUCUCAAGACAUGAAUGUAACAUACUUGCUGAAAAAAUGACAACCCGAAUUCGAACAUGGAGCACAAGGAAUCUAUCAUUUGCGGGUAGGGCUGUCCUUAUUAAUUCAGUCCUCUUUGCGAUUCACUCAUAUUGGUGCCAAAUACUCAAAUUGCCAAAGAAAGUUAUCCAAGAAUUAGAAGCUAUAUGUAGGGCAUUCUUGUGGAGAGGCCAACAUAUCAUGCAGGGGGCUGGGAAUAUUGCUUGGAGCAAGGUUUUCCAACCCAAAUCAGAAGGAGGGGCUGGUUUUACAAAAACAGCUGAAUGGAAUGUGGCUGCCUUGUUUAAAUACGUAUGGGCCAUCGCCAACAAAGAAGACAACCUUUGGGUCCGAUGGAUUCACAAUGUUUAUCUCAAAGAGGAAGAAUGGUGGAGCUACAAAGCUCCAAACCAAGGGAGCUGGUAUUGGAAGCAAAUUGUUGCUGCAAAAGAUCAACUCAAAGGACUAAUUGAUACUCAACAAUUCACUUCCAGCAGGUAUACUAUCUCUCUUGGCUAUAGUUCGCUCUGUCCACCACAAACCAAAGUCACUCGGAGUAAUGAAGUGUGGGGGAGAUUUAAUAUCCCCAAACACAGCUUCAUCACUUGGCUUUCAGUUCAAAAUCGAUUGAAGACCAAGGAUAGAUUGCACAAGCUUCAUAUAGCAGCUGAUGCCACUUGCAGCCUCUGCUCUCGCCAUGAAGAAUCGGUAAGACAUCUUUUCUUCAACUGCCAGUUAGCUCAGGAAUGCGUGAAUCAGGUUAAAAGAUGGUUGUCCUGGGGUGUUCUCUCCAAUGACCUUAACAAGCUUCUUAGAUGGAUAAAUCGUGCAAAAAUUAGCUUCUUCAAGAAGAAAGUUCUUGCAGCGGCUGUAGCUGGUUUAGUGUACUCAAUAUGGCACACUAAAAAUGACAAACUAUGGAAUAAUAAGAUUGAUAAUGUAGAUGCAAUUGUAAAGAAAGUUCAGCUUACUGUCAAACAUAGAAUUGACUCCCUUUGCCCCAAAAAAGUGAGUCAAAUAGAUAGAGAAUGGUAUCAAAACUUGUAA